CGAAACCGGGUCGGUCAAAACACCGAAAUGUAACAGCCCGAUCCUUGUGUGGGGGAGUAAUGCGGACACACGCCUGCGCCUGCAACAAUUCAUUUCUCUUCUCUCUACUCUCUGACUCUUAUCUCUCAUAGCUCAUAGAUCUUCUCAACAGAAGAAGAAGGAGCUUAAAUAAUCUUCAGAACCUCAAUAGAUAGUGACACAAAAGAAUGGGGCUAGGGUUAUUAGCUUCAAGGCUUAUCAAACCUCGCACAUCAAACCCUAGAAACCACCUCUUUCUCCUCCGUUCCAUUGUAACCAAACCCGAACUCCAAUCGCCCGAAUCAUCCGCAGCAGCAGCUGCAGCAGAGCCCAUACCAGAUCUUGGACCUCCACGAACACCAGUGGGAGGCGCGCGAGUGCACUUCCCGAACCCGGAGGAUGCGAUUGAAGUAUUUGUGGAUGGAUAUCCGGUUAAAAUCCCAAAAGGGAUGACGGUGUUACAAGCGUGUGAAGUAGCAGGUGUAGACAUUCCUAGAUUCUGUUACCACAGUAGACUCUCUAUUGCUGGUAACUGCCGUAUGUGUCUUGUUGAAGUUGAGAAAUCUCCUAAACCUGUCGCUUCUUGUGCUAUGCCCGCUCUUCCUGGAAUGAAGAUCAAGACUGACACACCUUUGGCAAAGAAGGCACGUGAAGGGGUGAUGGAGUUUUUGCUAAUGAAUCAUCCUUUGGAUUGUCCAAUUUGUGAUCAAGGUGGAGAGUGUGAUCUUCAGGAUCAGUCUAUGGCUUUUGGAUCUGACCGUGGCCGCUUCACUGAAAUGAAGCGAUCUGUGGUUGACAAGAACCUUGGUCCUUUGGUGAAGACUGUGAUGACUCGUUGUAUUCAGUGCACAAGAUGUGUCAGAUUUGCAACAGAAGUUGCUGGAGUCCAGGAUCUUGGCAUGCUAGGUCGUGGCAGUGGAGAAGAAAUUGGGACUUAUGUUGAAAAGCUCAUGACAAGUGAACUUUCUGGAAAUGUGAUAGAUAUUUGUCCUGUUGGAGCCCUCACCUCAAAGCCUUUUGCGUUUAAAGCCCGAAACUGGGAGUUGAAAGGGACGGAGAGCAUUGAUGUCACUGAUGCGGUUGGAUCCAACAUUCGGAUUGAUAGCAGAGGACCAGAGGUCAUGCGCAUUGUUCCACGGCUAAAUGAGGACAUUAAUGAAGAAUGGAUAUCAGAUAAGACUCGGUUUUGUUAUGAUGGUUUGAAGAGGCAGAGGCUAAAUGAUCCCAUGAUUCGUGGUGCUGAUGGACGCUUUAAAGCUGUGAGCUGGCGUGAUGCUUUAGCUGUAGUUGCAGAGGUUAUGCAUCAAGUUAAACCAGAGGAAAUUGUUGGAGUUGCUGGAAAGUUGUCUGAUGCUGAAUCAAUGAUGGCUCUGAAAGACUUCUUAAACAAAAUGGGAUCGGAUAAUGUGUGGUGUGAAGGAAAUGGCCCAAGCCCAAAUGCUGAUCUACGAUCUGGAUAUAUCAUGAAUAGCAGCAUAAGUGGUCUUGAGAAGGCAGACGUAUUCCUUUUGGUUGGCACCCAGCCUAGAGUGGAAGCUGCCAUGGUAAAUGCAAGAAUUCGCAAGACAGUCCGUGCAACCAAUGCUAAGGUUGGUUACAUUGGCCCUCCCACUGAUUUCAACUAUGACUCUGAGCAUCUUGGCACUGACCCUCAAACUCUUCUUGAAAUUGCUGAGGGUCGUCAUCCCUUCUUCUCAACAAUCUUAAAUGCCAAAAACCCGGCAAUCAUUGUUGGUGCUGGAAUCUUUGAGAGAACAGACAAGGAUGCAAUUUUUUCUGCAGUAGAAGCCAUUGCUAAAAAGGGGAAUGUUGUUCGACCUGACUGGAAUGGGUUCAAUGUGUUACUUCUCAAUGCUGCCCAAGCUGCAGCCCUUGACCUUGGACUUGUACCAGAAUCUGGCAAGAGUAUUGAGUCUGGCAAGUUUGUGUAUUUGAUGGGCGCUGACGACGUGAACUUGGACAAGCUGCCAAAUGAUGCCUUUGUAGUUUACCAGGGGCACCAUGGGGACCGUGGUGUGUAUCGAGCCAAUGUCAUUUUGCCAGCAUCAGCAUUUAGUGAAAAGGAAGGGACUUAUGUAAAUACAGAAGGAUGUGCACAACUAACUUUGCCUGCAGUUCCGACGGUCGGUGAUGCUAGGGAUGAUUGGAAGAUAAUUCGGGCUCUCUCUGAGGUAUCAGGGGCACGCUUGCCCUAUGAUUCACUUGGGGCUAUCCGUUCCCGCAUGAGGACUGUGGCACCAAACCUCUUAAGCAUAGAUGAGAGAGAGCCAGCUAUUUUUGGAGCUUCACUGAAGCCUGAGUGCACCCAGAAGAUGAGUUCAACUCCAUUCAAGUCUGCGGUAGAGAAUUUUUACAUGACUGAUGCAAUUACCAGGGCGUCAAAGAUAAUGGCACAAUGCAGUGCACUUCUAUCAAAGAAGUGAGUACUGGAUUUUGAAUUUUUUAAUAAAUUGCAGAUUGACUUUUCUUUGAAUCUUCAUUAAGCUAUGUGAGGCCCUGUUUGGCCGAGGGCGAAACUUCUGGAACAUCUAAUAAAGUUAUUUUAGGUUCUGCUUGUUUCACUGUAACAUCGCUACAAAUGUAAAAGCAUUUUCCCUGUAAACUCUGUAAAAAUCUGGGGACUUCCUCAUUUGUUACUA
Molecule: messenger RNA, 2657 nt
Organism: Ricinus communis (castor bean)
Lineage: Eukaryota; Viridiplantae; Streptophyta; Magnoliopsida; Malpighiales; Euphorbiaceae
Product: NADH dehydrogenase [ubiquinone] iron-sulfur protein 1, mitochondrial
Exons: 5
Coding region: 207-2441 (744 amino acids)
Biological process (GO): ATP synthesis coupled electron transport
Cellular component (GO): membrane
Molecular function (GO): iron-sulfur cluster binding; NADH dehydrogenase (ubiquinone) activity
Source: RefSeq, a predicted model, not a curated record